Messenger RNA from Rosa chinensis, 3584 nucleotides. Its product is annotated as protein GAMETE EXPRESSED 2. The record is from RefSeq and is a predicted model, not a curated record. The transcript is spliced from 17 exons. Gene Ontology annotation, biological process: pollen sperm cell differentiation; actin cytoskeleton organization. NCBI's taxonomy places the organism in Eukaryota, Viridiplantae, Streptophyta, Magnoliopsida, Rosales, Rosaceae. Gene Ontology annotation, molecular function: actin filament binding. The coding region runs from base 50 to 3427 and encodes 1125 amino acids.
GGAAGGUUACUGUUCCUCUGCAGAGCCCAAGCCUCUCACUUUUUCUUCCAUGGCAUUCAAAAUGAACUUGCUCAUAUUCAUCUCACUCUUGGCUUUCUCAGUUGGCUCCAAGCUUUCAUAUUCAGACAACGCAGCGGUGCCGGAGUUCACAUUCAGUUGGCUGGACGAUAAAGACACAUAUCAAGCCGGCGAAAUCGCCACCAUAAGCAUCAGAGCACUAAACAACUUUGACAAGCUUGACAAGAAUGCGUUCAAGCCCACUCUUACAGUAGAUGGAAAGAUUGGGAAUAGCUCUGUAGUAUCUGGGGUUCUUUCAGAUUUUGAAGGAGACCCUACUAGUUGGAAGCUUUUCUUUACUACAAUAACAGCCGGGUUGUUUAACGUGUUGAUCAAUGAGGACCACUACAAAGUGUUUGAUUCAUCUCUGCAUUUCCAAGUUCAUCCAGGGAAAAUAUACCCAUCUGUCUGUGUUGCUUCGUGGAUGGGUUUCGUCCACGAGUUUGAAGCUGGUGCUCAAGCUAGAGUACAGAUACUUCCGAAGGAUGCAUUUGGGAAUAAGAUCAAUGAAACCAGUGAAGAUCCAAGGGUACAUAAUUUUACAGUGUCUGUAUUUCAUGCAAAUGAUUCCACAAGCAUACCGAACAUCACCCACUUUGGUUGGAACCAAUUUGGUUAUAUCAUCAUGGAAUUCAUUGUGGUAAAAGCUGGAGACCUCUUGUUGCAUGUGGAAGGUGGUAAUCAGAGCUUAAAUGGCUGUCCACUACCCUUUAAGGUGAACCCAGGACCUCUUGAAGUUUCCAAUUGUGUGGUGAAAUGGGAUUUUGAACCAAAUGCAUGGCAAUUAUAUUCCAAGAUGGAAAUCUUUAUAUACCAGCAAGAUCAAUAUGGUAACCUUGUUCCAGGACUCUAUGAAUUUGAUGCUGAAGUUGUUGAGACAGAGACGAAUUUGUCAAUACCUGUUCCAGAUUUGCACUUUGAAGAAGUGGCAGCUGGAAUUCAGCUGUUUUCUUUUACUAAUCUGGAACCAGGCAACUUUUUGCUGACUAUAUCAGAUAUGAAGCAUGAUAAAAGCAUCUCUAAUAUGCCAUAUGCUUAUACCGUCUUUGUUGGCUAUUGCAAUGGGAUAAACAGUGUUGUUAAUGGAACUGGUUUAAAUAGCUCCGCGGCAGGAGAAAGAUCAGAAUUUUCAGUUUAUUUGAAUGAUGCUUAUCAAAAUCCCUCUCCAGUUGAAAUCGAAAGGCUUGAAAUACAAAUUGUAAGGGAAAUUGACUCCUACCAUGUGCAGUCGAGCAUAUUUCCUAUCCAGAUCAUCAAUGGGAGUGGACCUGCACAAGGAAUAAGAUAUGGUACAACCAGCCAAAUAGAAUUUGCUCCUUCACCAUCUAUGACCUUGACAAAUUCUACUGUCGGGAGCUUCAGUACUCUGGCAAUAGCUCUCAAUGUGGUAUAUACACCUGACAAGAGUGGGAUUUAUAAAAUUUAUGUGUUUUGUGGAAAUAUUUUGCUGAAUGGAGGCCGUCCCUUUGAUAAGGAAGUUAUAGCAGGGAGUGUUGAUCCAUCAUGCUCAACAGUUGUCAAAUUUUCUCCCAAGGUGGCAAGGACGAUUAAUAAUGAAGUAGUAGUGAAGCUCGGGGAUUCAUUUUUCAAUCCCGUCUUGUCACAACAAUCUGGGCUGAAACUAGAGAUUGUUUCUGUAAACAGUUCUGGCUUUUCAAGUUCCUUGUUUGUGGACAAUAAUGAUGGGUCAUACACUGUACAAUAUCUGGCUAAGGAGGUUGGAACUUAUGAGAUGUGUGCUUCAUUUGAUGGCAAACGUAUUUCUGCCUGCCCCUUUGGGGUCAAUGUCUACAGUAGCGAAUAUUUUCCCAGAGCCGAAAAUGAUACAAUUUCUGUGUGGGAGGAUGAGUCAAUUGCUUUUGAUGUUUUGGCCAAUGACUACUUUGCUGGAAAUAAUGCUAGUGUUGUUGAGUUCUCCAAGCCAGGUCAUGGUUCCCUUAUUGAGUAUGGAAGGCUCCUCCGGUAUACACCUUAUAAAGACUAUUAUGGAAAUGAUUCCUUUGUGUACACAAUGUCUGAUAUAAACGGCAAUCUUGCUACUGCUUUUGUAAACAUAUCUGUUCUCACCAUCCCACCACAAUUUGUUUCAUUUCCAAGUGAAUUGCAAGCUACUGAAGGCGAGAUUAAUCCAAAAUUUGGUGGUUUCUCUGGGUUUAUGAUAAGAUAUUCCGACAUGAUGGAGAACAUCUCUGUUAAUCUUAGUGCGCAAUCUGGGACAGUAUUUCUGUCUCCGAUGCUAAUGCAAUUCUGGGAGCCCAUUUGGAAUGGACUUUCUGUGUACAAAGAGGAUGGAGGAGUGAAGGGGUUGAUAUUACAAGGCAGUGUGGAAGUAAUCAAUUUUGCCCUUAAGUCAAUACAGUACUAUGGUAACGAGAACUUCUGUGGCUAUGAUACUAUUCGGCUCACUACGAGGAAUAGGAAUGGAGUAAAUGACUUGCAUAUUCCAGUUUUUGUGGAACCUAUCAAUGAUCCUCCCUUUAUUCAUGCACCUGAGUUUAUCAUUCUGAAAAGUAAUGAAAAUGGGUCACUGAUAUAUGACAGAGAAACAGACAAGUUUGAGUUCUAUAUUGGAGACCCAGAUCUUCUUGCGUUCCCUGGUAAUGAAUCCCUUUUUUCGGUCAUCUUCUCUAUGGAAGUUAAUGAUGGAUAUUUGGUAACCAGCCUACCAGCUGAGCUCAUCACUACAAUAGAAGUGAAGACUAAGAAUAGCUACCAGUGGCUACCACUUCAGACAUAUGUUACCAUCUCAAAGCAUUUCACGGUCAAAGCUAAGGGAAUUAGAUUUUAUGCAACAGUUAAUGAAUGCAAUACUGCCAUGCAACAGCUGUUUUAUCAUGGUGGAGAGCAAGAUGCCAUUUUGACAGUGACAUUGAAUGACCUGGGAAACUAUGGCUGUUAUUGUAACUGUUCCGAAAAGAUAUCAGUGCCCUUACUUGCUGAGGCUUCUGUUAAUCUAAUAAGAAGAAGGCAAAUGAGUUCACUUGUGUCUCGUGGCUUAGGAUCAGCUAUUGUCAUCGAGUCCAUUAUAGUGUUUUCACUGGGAGCAGCACUAAUGUUUUUCACAUGCAAAUGUGCAACUAUCCUUGUAAAUGAAAGAAGAACCAGAGCUACCAAGACUCCAGCUGACCCAGCAAGUGCACAUAGUUUGGGCAAAGGAACUUCGGGUAAAAGUUUACCAGAGAACGCAACUCACCUUACUGCGUCUUGUUCAAGUCCCCUGCUUGGCAGCCAACGUCCCAACUUUCGACAACGGUCCUGCCGUCAAUCUGGAAAUAGGGAAUCAAGCAAGGCAGCAUAUACGGCUAGUGGUGAACGCAUUCAGCAGAAUCUUGCGCCUAGUUUUAAGCCCUUUUGUGUUGAGAAGGAAUAAAGUGCAACUGUGUGAGAGUUUAUUGACACUGUUAUGUAUUGUUGAAAUUACUCGAUGCAAGACCCUGACUAACCUUUCUGGUCAUCAGCUUGUAACAUAAUGGUGUGGUAUUUACUAUUUGUGCCUAUAAACACUUGCACAUGUAGAAAAGGAAAGU